Molecule: messenger RNA, 1523 nt
Organism: Xenia sp. Carnegie-2017
Lineage: Eukaryota; Metazoa; Cnidaria; Anthozoa; Malacalcyonacea; Xeniidae
Product: PCI domain-containing protein 2-like
Exons: 19
Coding region: 199-1398 (399 amino acids)
Biological process (GO): poly(A)+ mRNA export from nucleus; post-transcriptional tethering of RNA polymerase II gene DNA at nuclear periphery; transcription elongation by RNA polymerase II
Cellular component (GO): transcription export complex 2
Molecular function (GO): RNA binding; double-stranded DNA binding
Source: RefSeq, a predicted model, not a curated record
AAAAACUGUUACCGUGCAAAAACACAAAACAAAUUAGAAACCGUGGUUGCCAGACUGGCAAGGUCAAAACGGUCAAUGGUCGCCGUCAACGGUCAACGGAAUCAGUGAUAUUCUAAGCAUACUGCAUUACUGCACACAUGUCAGCGAUUCCAACUCUAUUGAAACAUUUGAACCAGACAAAGCUAAACAACAAUUAACAUGGCGGAUUUAAUGUUGAAAGAUUAUCUCUUCCAGGUUUCAUGUGCAAUUGAUUCAAGAAAUGGAGAUGAAGUUGCAAUGCUGCUCAGUCUUAAAGACGUGCACUUUACUAAUGCAAAUUUGCAUUUAGAAAAUGCUCAAGACUCUUGUCAGCAGUUUCUUGUUCCACCUUAUGAUGAAAUGUUUGCAGCACAUCUCAGAGCAUUGUGGGCAAUGGGAAAGAAGAAUUUCUUGAAAGCAUUUGCUUGCCAAGAUGUUGUGGUACAGGCUUUUGUCAAAGCAUUCCAAACACAGAAAGAUGAGAAUUGGUCUCUCCCCAUCAUGAAGUGUGUUGUUUCUGAUCUUCGACUGUUAGGCCUAGAGGUGGAUAACCAGUUGACAAAGUCAGGUGAAGGAAAAAGUGGCGAGACACUUGAGCGUGCUGCAGAGGUUAUCAUGGGAUGUUUUAGAGUAUGUGCUGCUGAUAGUCGCGCAGCGAAAGACGUUUCGAAGAAAUGGGGAAUGCUAGCUUUGGUCAAUCAUUUAUUUAAAAUAUACUUCAAGACAAACAGAAUUCAUCUUUGUAAACCAUUAAUCAGAGCUAUCGACAGUUUGGCAAUCAAAGAUCAAUUUGAAAUAUCAAAUCAAGUGACUUAUAGAUAUUACGUUGGCCGUAAAGCUAUGUUUGACAAUGACUUAAAACUUGCGGAGGAAUAUCUGGAUUUUGCUUUUCAACACUGUCAUAAAAAUAACAGAAAAAAUAAACGAUUGGUUUUAAUUUAUCUUGUACCUGUUAAAAUGCUUGCGGGACGAAUGCCACCGAGGGAAAUCUUACAAAAAUAUGAUUUGAUGCAGUAUGACGAUAUUGUACGAGCUGUUAGGAGUGGUAAUCUUUUGUUGUUAAACAAUACUCUAGAGCGACACGAGGCUUUUUUUAUUACCUAUGGAGUAUUUUUGAUUUUGGAAAAACUGAAAAUGAUAACUUAUCGAAACCUUUUCAAAAAAGUGUACAUUUUAUUAAAGACACAUCAAAUUCCUCUUCCUUCUUUUGUUUCCUCCCUACAUUUUUUAAAGAUUGAUGAUAUGGAUGUCAUUGAAGUUCAAUGUAUAGUUGCUAACUUAAUCUUUGAGGGUUAUAUCAAAGGAUAUAUUUCACAUCAACAUCAAAAAUUGGUUGUGAGCAAACAAAACCCGUUUCCUCCUCUAUCGUCGUUUCUUUAGACCAUAAAGAUACUGCUGGAUAUGAAGGUAUUCCCAUUGAUAUCUUAGGACUUCGGACUGCAUAUGACACUGAACUAGAUAUCAUGACACGUUACAUCUAAAUAAACAAUAUAUUUUUGUUUUUA